UUUCGGAGGCAACCAGACCACCCCAGUGUCAAGGACUUGCCCUUCAUCCAAACGAAACGGGGUACUAGGCUGCUCACCGGCGGGUGGUGGGGCAAGUCGCGUCAUAUUAACUACCUCGGCGAUUGGAUCCAGGGUCAGCCCUUCUGCCUGCCUACCGGCAUCGCUGGAUAUCAAAGCCUCAGCGCCGGAAGCGUUAGCAGUGCUGUCCCUGGCGUUUUCACCAUGCUCGAUGGCCAAGAGGUGGCCCAGGGUGCUGCGCGGGGAUGGGGUAUCGUCUUCACCUAUUUCUACCUGUUGUACUUCGGUGUCCUCUUGAUUCACCGCGAAAUGCGGGAUGAUGCUGCAUGCGCGGAGAAGUAUGGUGAUGACUGGAAGGAGUACAAGCGCCUUGUCAGGUGGAGGAUAUUGCCCGGCGUUUACUGGAUCUGCUUGGUAGCAAACUUCUACUAGUUUGUGAACGCCGAAGCGAUUGAUCCUGGAUGGAGGUAUGCUUGGUGAUAUCGUAAACCUACCGCGGAUAGGGUCGCUGCUUUACAGCCAACCAGC
This is a messenger RNA of Colletotrichum navitas, 546 nucleotides long. Its product is annotated as ergosterol biosynthesis ERG4/ERG24. The annotation marks the transcript as partial. Gene Ontology annotation, biological process: ergosterol biosynthetic process. The transcript has a single exon. Lineage: Eukaryota; Fungi; Ascomycota; Sordariomycetes; Glomerellales; Glomerellaceae. The record is from RefSeq and is a predicted model, not a curated record. Gene Ontology annotation, molecular function: Delta14-sterol reductase activity. Gene Ontology annotation, cellular component: endoplasmic reticulum membrane.